AACGGCAGAUCGUGCUUCAGGUUAUCGCUGAGAACGUUCGUUGUUGUGGUCUAACGGGCAGCUCCGGAAACCUGUUUCAUUUUAAUCGUCGAAGCUUUAGAGAGCUAUCUUGAUCGCGUUCCUGCAACCAUGUCGGGCAAAGCGCCUGCCAUAGGCAUUGACUUGGGCACCACAUACUCCUGCGUCGGAGUUUUCCAGCACGGGAAGGUGGAGAUCAUUGCCAACGACCAAGGAAACCGCACUACUCCGAGCUAUGUUGCCUUUACGGAUACUGAACGCCUCAUCGGAGAUGCAGCCAAGAAUCAAGUGGCCAUGAAUCCCAACAACACCAUCUUUGAUGCCAAGCGUCUCAUUGGCCGCAAAUUCGAUGAUCCUACGGUGCAGUCCGAUAUGAAGCACUGGCCUUUUCGUGUGGUGAGUGAAGCUGGGAAGCCAAAGGUACAAGUUGAGUACAAGGCUGAGGUCAAGACUUUCUUUCCUGAAGAAAUUUCCUCGAUGGUGUUGACCAAAAUGAAGGAAAUAGCUGAGGCAUACCUGGGUUGCAAAGUCCAGAGUGCUGUAAUCACUGUACCUGCAUACUUCAAUGACUCCCAACGCCAAGCCACCAAAGAUGCAGGAACCAUCACAGGUCUCAAUGUACUGCGCAUCAUUAAUGAGCCCACAGCUGCUGCCAUUGCCUAUGGUUUGGAUAAAAAAGGGAGCAGAGCAGGUGAGAAGAAUGUGCUGAUCUUUGACUUGGGUGGUGGCACUUUUGAUGUCUCCAUUUUGACCAUUGAAGAUGGCAUCUUUGAAGUGAAAUCUACUGCUGGAGAUACUCACUUGGGUGGUGAGGACUUUGACAAUCGUAUGGUGAGUCACUUUGUGGAGGAAUUCAAGCGCAAGCAUAAGCGUGACAUUGCUGGCAACAAGCGAGCAGUUAGGCGGCUCCGCACAGCCUGUGAGAGAGCCAAACGUACCCUGAGUUCCUCCACCCAAGCUUCUAUUGAGAUUGACUCAUUAUUUGAUGGAAUUGAUUUCUACACAUCCAUCACCCGUGCUCGCUUUGAAGAGCUCAAUGCUGAUCUCUUCCGCGGUACUCUUGAACCUGUGGAGAAGGCUCUUCGUGAUGCUAAGCUGGACAAAGGGCAGAUCAAUGAAAUUGUUCUAGUCGGUGGCUCAACUCGUAUCCCCAAGAUCCAAAAGUUGCUACAAGACUUCUUUAAUGGAAAAGAGCUGAACAAAAGCAUAAAUCCUGAUGAAGCUGUGGCAUAUGGUGCUGCUGUGCAGGCUGCUAUUCUGAUGGGUGACAAAUCAGAAAAUGUGCAAGACCUCCUGCUGCUUGAUGUAGCACCACUUUCUCUGGGUAUUGAGACUGCUGGUGGUGUAAUGACUGCCUUAAUCAAGCGUAACACAACUAUUCCCACCAAGCAAACCCAGACCUUCACCACCUAUUCAGACAACCAGAGUAGUGUGCUGGUGCAAGUGUAUGAGGGUGAGCGGGCCAUGACUAAGGACAACAAUCUGCUGGGCAAAUUUGACUUGACGGGUAUCCCACCUGCACCUCGUGGUGUGCCCCAAAUUGAGGUUACAUUUGACAUUGAUGCAAAUGGUAUCCUCAAUGUCACUGCAGUGGACAAGAGCACAGGAAAAGAGAACAAGAUUACAAUUACAAAUGACAAAGGCCGUCUUAGCAAAGAUGACAUUGACCGCAUGGUGCAAGAAGCAGAGCGUUACAAGGCAGAGGAUGAGGCUAACCGGGAACGGGUAGUUUCCAAAAAUGCCCUGGAGUCCUAUGCAUACAACAUCAAGCAGACUGUGGAGGAUGACAAGCUGAAAGGCAAGAUUAGUGAGCAGGACAAGCAGAGAGUGCUUGAAAAGUGCCAGGAGGUGAUCAGCUGGCUUGAUCGAAACCAGAUGGCUGAGAAGGAAGAGUUUGAGCACAAGCAGAAGGAGCUAGAGAAGCUUUGCAACCCCAUCAUUGCCAAAUUGUACCAGGGUGCUGGAGCUGCGGGUGCUGGUGCUCCAGGUGGUGGUCCCACUAUUGAAGAAGUAGAUUAAACUACCAUGGACUAGACUGUAUGAGCAAUUUCCAUCUGCUCUACUCUUUCCCCAUGGAGCUUGUGGAUGUGUAAGGGAGGAGGUAUUAUCUUGCUCUCUAAUUUAUUGGAAAGCAUUGCCAGCUCAUUUUGUUGCCGAUAAUGUUUGUCUUACUAUUAAGAUAGCUAUGCUAGUUGGCAGAUGUUUGUUUUUUAAUGUUCACUGUUGUAAAUAUCUACUUGAGCAUUACAAUUGAGAGGAAAACAUUUCAGAAGAGUAUGGAGAAUGUUAAACAUUAAAAAAAGCUUUGUUAUUUUUGGCAACUUUUUGGUCUGAUUAUUUUGAAAUUUUGGUAAUAAAAGUUAUUUGAAGCAUAAA
Molecule: messenger RNA, 2394 nt
Organism: Python bivittatus (Burmese python)
Lineage: Eukaryota; Metazoa; Chordata; Lepidosauria; Squamata; Pythonidae
Gene: HSPA2
Product: heat shock protein family A (Hsp70) member 2
Molecular function (GO): ATP-dependent protein folding chaperone; ATP binding
Source: RefSeq, a predicted model, not a curated record